Messenger RNA from Bombyx mori (domestic silkworm), 486 nucleotides. RefSeq names its product cuticular protein RR-2 motif 88 (gene CPR88). The record is from RefSeq and is marked provisional. The coding region runs from base 1 to 486 and encodes 161 amino acids. The transcript has 4 exons. Gene Ontology annotation, cellular component: extracellular matrix. NCBI's taxonomy places the organism in Eukaryota, Metazoa, Arthropoda, Insecta, Lepidoptera, Bombycidae.
AUGUUCACCAAAAUUAUAACUUUCACCGCACUCCUGGCUGCAGCUAAUGCUGGCCUUUACGGUCAUGGACAUGCCGUGUCCUCCCAAAACAUCAUUCGUCAUGAUGAGGCUUCCCUGCACUACGCCCAAGCUGCUCCAGUAGCGCACUAUGCCGCACCCAUCGCCCACUACGCAGCCCCUAUUGCCCACUACGCCGCCCCAGUGGCUCACUAUGCCACUCCUCUGGCCCACUACAGUGGUCAUCAUGAAUACGCUCAUCCCAAAUACGACUUCGCGUACUCAGUAGCUGACCCCCACACCGGCGACCACAAGUCCCAGCAUGAGUCCCGAGACGGUGACUCCGUGCACGGCUCCUACUCCCUGGUCCAACCUGACGGCUCCGUCCGCAAGGUCGACUACACCGCUGAUGAGCAUCAUGGCUUCAACGCUAUAGUUCACAACUCGGCUCCCUCCGUACAUCCCAUCGCCCACCACCAUCAUUACUGA